AUGCCGACCGAACGGAUCACGCCGGCCGAUGGUGCCUCUGAUGUCGACUCGGAGAAGCAUGCGGUCGAGAAUAUCGAGCUCGCCGUCGACGAUGGCCAUGGGCAGACCAUGGACCCCGAGCGGAGAGCGUUGGUCGAGAAACGGCUCAAGAGGAAGCUCGACGCGCGGUGCAGCCUCUUCGUCCUCAUCUACAUCCUCAACUACCUCGACCGCAACAACAUUGCGGCGGCGCGUCUCAAGGGCCUGCAGGACGACCUCGGGCUGGACGAUACCCAGUACGCGACCUGCCUGAGCAUCCUCUACGUCGGGUACAUCCUGAUGCAGGUGCCUUCCAACAUGUUCAUCAACCGCAUCCAGCGGCCGUCUCUCUACAUCGCCGGCGCCAUGCUCCUCUGGGGGCUCAUCUCGACGCUCUCGGGCAACGUCGGUACCUUUGGCCACAUGGUCGCCGUCCGCUUCCUCCUGGGCUUCGUCGAGGCCGCUUUCCUGCCGGGCGCGCUCCUCAUCCUGUCCAAGUGGUACACGCGCCGCGAGUUGACGAAGCGCAACGCCGUGCUCUUCUGCGGAAAUCUCAUCUCCAACGCCUUCUCCGCCCUCGUCGGCGCCGGCGUCCUGUCCAACAUGCAGGGGGUCUUGGGCCAUGCCGCCUGGCGAUGGCUGUUCUGGAUCGAGGGCGCCGUCACCAUGGCCGUCGCCGUCGCCGCCGCCUUCAUCCUGCCGGACCUGCCGCACAACGCCCGCGGUUUCAGCGACGAGGAGAGGACGGUGGCCCAGCUGCGCAUGUACGAGGACGUCGGCGAGGCGGACGCCGACGCCGCCGACCAAGGCGCCUUUGACGGCCUCUGGAUGGCCGUGCGAGAUGCCAAGAUUUACGUCUUGAUGUUGACCUUUACCGCCUACGUCGUGGGACUGUCCUUUAACGCCUUUUUCCCGACGCUGACGGGCACCCUGGGCUUCGGCUACGUACCGACGCUCCUCAUGAGCUCGCCGCCCUGGCUCUUUGCCUGCCUCUUUUCCAUCCUCGUUUCGUGGAACGCGGAUCGCACCCAAGAAAAGGUGAUGCCCACCCCCACCCCCCCUCCAUCCUCCAUGCCUUGGAAUUUCUGGCACAUCGUCGGCCCCAUCCUCAUGGGCAGCGUGGGCUUCGUCAUCAGCAUGGCGACCCUCCAGGUUGCGGCCCGCUAUGUUGCCCUGUUUCUGCAGGCAGGGUCUUACGCCGGCUUCAUCGUCUUUUAUUCCUGGAUCAGCUCGUCCUUUCCCCGGCCGCCGGCGAAGCGAGCGGUCGCCAUCGCCAUGAUCAACGCGUUCAGCCAGCUCGGCAACGUAGCUGGUUCCUACGUUUGGAACCUCAAGGAGGACGGCUACAGAAAGAGCUACGGAAUUGUGCUAUCCAUGUUUGGCGUCGCCAUGGCCGGGUGCUUGCUGUUCCGUCGCAUGCUUGCCAAUCUGAACAGAGAGUUGGAAGCGAGGGAGGUCCGCGAGGCAGCGGGGACGGCGAAGCAAGAUGACGGCAAAGGGGCCGAUGGCAGCGAAGAAAUCUUGAGGAUGAGUAAGGGUUUCAGAUACCUAUUGUGA
This is a messenger RNA of Drechmeria coniospora, 1575 nucleotides long. RefSeq lists its product as uncharacterized. Gene Ontology annotation, cellular component: membrane. Gene Ontology annotation, molecular function: transmembrane transporter activity. Bases 1 to 1575 code for a protein of 524 amino acids. The transcript is spliced from 3 exons. Gene Ontology annotation, biological process: transmembrane transport. Lineage: Eukaryota; Fungi; Ascomycota; Sordariomycetes; Hypocreales; Ophiocordycipitaceae. The record is from RefSeq and is a predicted model, not a curated record.